Messenger RNA from Meloidogyne enterolobii, 555 nucleotides. The record is from the annotation of a GenBank genome assembly. Lineage: Eukaryota; Metazoa; Nematoda; Chromadorea; Rhabditida; Meloidogynidae.
AUGUUUAUAAACAAUUUGUUUAUAAUAAUUUUUCCCAAAACAUUUUAUUACAUAGAAAGCAUUUUGUUCCCAACAACAACUAAACAAACUACCUCAUCUCUAUUUAACAACAAUCUUUCUCCAUUAAUAACUAAGGAGGUUCAUCUGGAGCAUGGGAAAACAUUAAAUAUUUUUGGAAAACAAUAUUCUACAUUUUAUGUCUCACCUAAGGGAAUUAUUUCAAUUGGGGCACCACUUAACGAAACUGUUGUGUCAAACAUUUUUACUGAUAAUGGGGGUGGUUUGCCUCCUUUGAUAUUACCAUUAGUUGCUAAUUAUGACACUAAAUCUAUGGGCAGUAUUAUUGAUGUAAUGGUUGUUGAUGAAGACAAAACACAACUAUUAGGUGACUCGCUUCAACGUAGAAGGCGUGGGGGACUUUUAUCGCGUGCUUCGCUUUUAAUUCGUGAUGGGUUUAGAAUUGCAGAGUUCCAGGCUACCCAAUUAAUUGUUGCAACAUUUAACAAACUUGUAACAGCACAAAAAGAUUUAACCGAAGAAAUGGUGAAUUUUUAA